Molecule: messenger RNA, 3277 nt
Organism: Pimephales promelas (fathead minnow)
Lineage: Eukaryota; Metazoa; Chordata; Actinopteri; Cypriniformes; Leuciscidae
Source: RefSeq, a predicted model, not a curated record
UUGGAGGUAGAUGCCAGCCAUGGAGGGCUGGGAGCCGUACUUUCUCAGGAGCAUGAUAAACUCAGGCCUAUUGCGUAUGCUAGUCGGGGUUUGAGACCCACCGAAAGAAACAUGGACAAUUAUAGUUCCAUGAAGCUUGAACUCUUGGCAGUAACAGAAAAGUUUAGAGAGUACCUGCUAGGGAGUAAUUUCAUCAUAUUUACUGACAAUAACCCUUUAAGCCAUCUUCAGACCGCAAAGUUGGGGGCGGUGGAACAGAGGUGGGCAUCCCAAUUGGCCUCAUUUAAUUUUACCAUCAAGUAUCGUCCGGGCCGUAGUAAUGGCAAUGCUGAUGCUUUGUCGAGACAGUAUCUGGAGAGAUUUGCAUCAGGGACAGACGUUCCACCUGUUUUGGUGGGACCGUUAUCCAAGGGGUCAGAGAAAGAGGUAGGGUGUAAUGAGGUUGUAGCACUGGCUGGGCGGUCUGUGGAGGACCUUUCCUCAUUACAAGAAAUGGACCCUGUGAUUGGUCCGGUGUUGGCGUUAUUUCGGUCAGGGGGUCAGCCUAGAUCUGAAGAGAGAGAGGCAAUGUCAGUGGGAAGUAAGGAACUGUUACGACACUGGGAACGGUUGGUAGAGAAGGGAGGGGCAUUAUACCGGGUAAUACGAUUACCAGGGGAAUGUAAGGAUACCUUUCAGGUUGUACUUCCCCAGUGUUUGCAAGAAGAGGUACUUCGAAGUGUACAUGACGGCCAUGGCCAUCAAGGCAUUGAUCGUACUCUUCAGCUGGUUCGUAGCCGGUGUUUCUGGCCAGGUAUGACAAGGAGAGUGGAACAGUGGUGUCAACAAUGCGAAAGAUGUAUUCUAAGUAAGGCGGUGCAACCAAAGAUUUGGUCUUUUCAAGGUACAAUUCAAGCCUCCCGCCCUCAUGAGAUCCUGGCUAUAGAUUUCACCAUUUUAGAGCCAGCCAGCGAUGGUCGCGAAAAUAUUCUCGUUUUUACAGACGUUUUCUCUAAGUAUACUCAGGCAGUGGCUACUAGAGACCAAAAAGCUAGUACCGUGGCCCAGAUGUUGGUACAACAUUGGUUCCAUUGUUUUGGACCUCCAAGUCGAAUUCAUUCUGAUCAAGGGAGAAACUUUGAGAGUAUGAUAGUUCAGCAGUUAUGUAGAAACUAUGGGAUACAAAAAAGUAGAACCACUCCCUAUCACCCCCAGGGAAAUGGUCAAUGCGAACGAUUUAAUCGUACCCUCCAUGAUCUUUUACGAACGUUGCCACAGGAAAAAAAAAAUUGGCCUCGCCAUCUCUCACAAGUUACUUAUGCUUACAAUACCACUGCCCAUCAUGUUACUGGUAUGACUCCUUAUUAUUUGUUGUUUGGGUGUGAUCCCAAACUCCCCGUGGAUUUUUUGCUUGGAAGGAGCGAAGAUGGUAGUUUUAGUCCCACUGAAGAUUGGGUGCGAGACCAUCAAGAGAGUUUGAGAGUAGCCCAUGAUCAUGUAAAGCAGCAAUUGCAGGCUAAGGUAGAGAAGCGGAACCAAAGAUAUAAUGAGAAAGUAAAUGAUAGUGGUUUAGAAGAGGGGCAGUUUGUGCACUUGAGGAAUCAUGUAAAGGGGAGAAACAAAAUUCAGGAUUUUUGGGAUCCUUGCCUUUAUAGGGUUAUUCGAGGUCCCUCUGGAAAUGGGGCAGUUUACUCAGUGGUGCCGGUAUCGGGAGACGGUCCCAUUAGAACCAUACAUCGGUCUGAAUUAAGGAAUGCCAUACGUAGACCAAGCAUUGAAAUGCCUGACCCUCCAAUGGUACUGGAUCCUGAGGGCUCCCUUUCUGGUUUGUCGAGAUGUCUGGGGAUUCUUGGGUGGUUCUUUUGGAGGGUAGUUCAGACCACCCUGUCCAGUCAGAUGAGUUGAUGCCUUCUCUUUCUGGCUCUAAUGAUGCCAGGAAUGUAGGGCCGUUGCAAAGUUCUGUUCCUUUGCGACGGUCUGCUAGGGCUUCGACUGGCCAUCAUUCCAACCCUAACAGAUUACCACGUCCUCUGGGUGCAAGGAUGCCAAAUGUUGGGGAAGAGCAGUAGUAUUCUGUUUUUGUUUGUUUUUGUCCUUGGGGCAAUGACAAAAAUUGUAGGGGGUGGAUUGUAGCAAGAUAAGCAGGAGAAUGGGAGGGGAAUUGGGAAGUAACUACCAAUCCCAGUACAGAUUGCCUAUAGGAUGGUCCAAUUUAAAGGACAGGCAACAUGGAAGGGCAGCCGGGGUCCUUGCAGCAUCAGUUAGCCGUUUGGCUAGUAGCGUGUGGGACUGGGUGUCCUGUGAUGUACUCUUCCUCGAUGGAAGGUAAACCUGUUUUUUUGUUGUAUUACUGCAAUGGAUGUUUUUAUUGUGUUGAUGCAGUCACUAACUAUAGAUUUAAUAAUUCUUUUAGAUGAAUCAGUGGUAUUUGAAUCCAUUAUGUGUCAUGUGGGCAUGAGGUGGUAAUUGUGUUAAUAGGGAUAUUUUACUAUGUUUUAGAACUGUUUGCCUGAUGGAAUAAAUUCAGGACCAUCAUGUUUUUUGUCUGAUUGUGCACCUUAAAGGUAUGGUUAUUCAUUUUGAGUUUGUUUGUUUGUUUGUGAUGUGGAUGGGACUGACACUCAUGAAAAAUACUCAAUUUUUAGAACUGUUUGCCUAAUGGAAUAAAUUCAAGACCAUCAUGUAUUUUUCCGGUUGUGCACCUUCAAGGGUGUUGGAUGUUGAUUGCUAGUCGCUGUUCUCUUAUAUGGUUUUUUGUUUAUUUUUGAAAAAAGCCUGAAGUUGACUGCUCCCUGACUUAUUGGUGGCAAUGAAUUUCCUAGCCAGCUUGGUUUGUUUGUUUUUUUUCUCUGUUUAAAGUAUUGAUUGAUUUUGUUUUUUUUGCGGCUGGUUAGUGGAAUUAUUUAUUUAUGUUUCCAUUUUUUUUUUCUUUCUUUCUUUGAAUCAAUUAUGUAAUACCAACUGCUUUCCAUCCUUGAUUAAGCUGCCAGGGGGUAGUUUUCCAUCGUGAUCGGGUGGUGAACUGGGAGUACAGAUUAACAGAGCCCUUAUAGGUCUGGUGGUUUGAUUUGUGUGUUUGCCACAUUGUGCACAUGUAUCCUGUUGUAAUGAAGGGCUUACUGGAGUUUGCUGUGGUUAUCACUCAAUGCAAUGAAGUGUCCCCUGUAAAGGUAACUCAAGUUGUUUUGUAUUCCUAGCCAGACCAAUUGAGAAAUUGCUGCCCCCAUCCGCUGAAGCAGUUUAUGUUUUGAAUAAUUUUACAGUACUGCUUAAUAAAGAAAUUUGUAUUUUUUUAUAA